Molecule: messenger RNA, 1338 nt
Organism: Pimephales promelas (fathead minnow)
Lineage: Eukaryota; Metazoa; Chordata; Actinopteri; Cypriniformes; Leuciscidae
Source: RefSeq, a predicted model, not a curated record
AUGAAUAGAUUCAAGAAACAUCUUGAUCUUCAGAAUGUACUGAAGAUUAUCCAGGGAGAUGACAGCGAGUAUGAGGGAUGUGACAGUGACUCGGAUGAAGACAUUGAUGACCCUGAUUACACUCCUACCCGGAAAGACAUGGAAAAUGAUGAAUCAAGUGGGUCUGAUUCAGAGAGCGGAUCAAGUGAUUUAGAAGAUGCACAACCACACACUGGGAGGCAAAAUACAACCAGUCAGGGUAAAAAUACAUUUUCUUGGAGAAAGAAAUAUUUUGAAACCCCUGAGUGCACAUUUAAAGGGCCGAGCGUCACACCUCCAGACAAUCUUCAAACGCCCCUGGAGUAUUUCAGAAAGUUUAUAACAUCCGAAAUGCUUGAGUUACUAAAGGAACAGACUAAUUUGUACAGUGUGCAACAAUCUGGAUCUCAAAAGAAUGUGAACACCACUGUCAAAGAAAUGGAAAUACUGAUUGGUAUCUAUCUGCGCAUGGGUCUGCACCAAAUGUCAGGAAAUCGUGCAUACUGGGAAAAUGACACAAGGUGUCCCAUGGUGGCUGACAACAUGUCACGCAACCGUUUCCAGACCUUGCUAGCAUGUCUACAUUUCACUGACAACAAUGAUUUGUCAAAUCGGCAGGAAGGGGAUAAGUGUUGGAAGCUUCGUUCAUGGCUUGAUAUGUUUCGCAAACAAUGCCUGGCUAUCACCCCGGAGGAGCACAACUCAAUUGAUGAGCAAAUGGUGCCCUUCAGAGGGACACACAGCCCAAUAAGGCAGUAUGUGAAGGGCAAACCCCAUCCAUGGGGGUUAAAAAUCUGGGCCCGCUGCUCCUCCUCUGGAAUCUUAUGUGAUUUUGCAGUUUAUCAAGGUGGCACUGGAAAAAAAACACCACUUGGCAUGGGAGGUGACGUUGUGGUUGAGCUGUGUGAAAGUCUCCCAUCAAAUCAAAACUACAAAGUUUUUGCCGACAAUUUUUUUUCCUCUCCAGCACUGAUUGUCAAGCUUCUUUCACGACAGAUCUACUUUGUAGGAACACUCCGUUGCAAUCGUUUGGCUGGUUGUCAGCUUGAAGAUGAGAAAAGUCUUGCCAAGCGAGGUAGAGGAUCUGUUGAAACCAUGGUGGAGAAGGAAGACAGGAUGGUCAUUGUCAGGUGGUACGACAACAAAGCUGUUACCCUGAUCUCUUCCUACUGCGCAGUUGAGCCUCAAGAUAAAGCGCGACGCUGGAGAAAAUCAGACAAAGCUUUUGUGGAGGUCAACAGGCCACACAUUGUCAAGGAGUACAACAAAUUCAUGGGUGGAAUAGACCUCCUUGAUGCAAGUGUUGCAAAUACCACAUGA